UUGAAAAACUGAAGUUGCUGAUGUGGUCGAUUACCAACUAUACAAAACAAGAAUGAACAUUUUUAAAGAAGUGUGUGGUUGAGACAAAAGAAUGGAAUAUAACUGAAGUUAAUACAACUACGAAGAUGUCCAUAUUUAGGUUCCCCAUACCUAUAAAUAUAAGGAUAUGUGUUGGUAACAAUUAGUUGGGACCAACAUUCAACCUUUGAAGCUCAUUUUCUCUUCUACUAUAGUUGGUUGGUAUAUGACUACGUUUCAUCAACCAAUCAACAAUGGUGAAGCUUUCAACAGGGUGAAUGAAGAACUAUAUGCCAACAUGGAUUGGGACAAACUUGGAUUUGAUGUGAUUCCAACAGAUUAUAUGUAUAUUAUGAAAUCCAAUUCAGAUGGGACUUUUUCAAAUGGAACCCUCUUGCCUUUUGGAACCAUUGAUAUCAACCCACAUUCUACUGUUUUAAAUUAUGGACAGGGAUUAUUUGAGGGCAUGAAAGCAUAUAAAAGAGAAGACGGAGGGGUACAGUUAUUCCGACCAGAAGAGAAUGCGUUGCGCAUGAGGAUGGGAGCAGAGAGACUACUAAUGCCAGCACCUAAUGUUGAGCAGUACAUUGAUGCUGUAAAACAUGUUGUUCAUGCAAAUAAACGUUGGGUGCCUCCUCAUGGAAAAGGAACAUUGUACAUUAGGCCUUUAUUAUUUGGAAGUGGGCCUGUUAUGGGUCUUUCACCAGCACCACAAUGCACUUUCUUGAUAUACACUAAUCCAAUUAGCAACAAUUACAAGGGGGACACAACAUCCUUUAACUUGUUGGUUGAUGAUAAACUUCCUCGUGCGUAUCCUGGUGGGACUGGCGGAGUGAAAAAUAUAAGCAAUUAUUCACCUGUUUUCCAAGUUGUAAAAGAAGCAAAAGCCAAGGGAUUUUCAGAUGUACUCUUUCUAGACGCAGUGGAACAUAAAUAUAUUGAGGAGGUAUCUUCGUGUAAUGCUUUCAUUGUGAAGGGUAAGGUGAUUUCAACUGCACCUACACUUGGAACUAUUCUUCCCGGAAUCACAAGGAAAAGUAUCAUUGAACUUGCUUCGGAUUUGGGUUAUAAGGCCAAGGAACGCAAGGUUUCAGUAAAAGAACUACUUGAUGCUGAUGAGGUAUUCUGUACUGGAACCGCAGUUGGAAUCUCUGAGGUUGGCAGUGUAACAUACAAGGAUAAAAGUGUUCAAUUCAAAACAGGGGCAGACACUGUGACAAAGAAGUUGUAUGGUUUGAUUACUGGAAUCCAAACAGGUCUUUUGGAAGAUACAAAGGGAUGGGUGGUUAAGAUUGAUUGAGCUAAAUAUAUAUUCUUCUAAUAUUGUUUGUUGGUCCCAGCUCCACAUAUGUUUUACUUUGUAUAUAUCAUUGUAAAUAAUACUCAUAUAUAGUGCCCGGUUCUUAGAAGAAUUUUAUGUGGGGCCAAAAUAUACUAACUAUAGUAAUAUUGUUUACAGAAAUUAUGUGUUUAAAUGAAUGGUAACUGAAAUGGUUAAUGAUUCAUUUAA
This is a messenger RNA of Cicer arietinum (chickpea), 1528 nucleotides long. RefSeq names its product branched-chain-amino-acid aminotransferase 2, chloroplastic-like. Gene Ontology annotation, molecular function: branched-chain-amino-acid:2-oxoglutarate transaminase activity. Lineage: Eukaryota; Viridiplantae; Streptophyta; Magnoliopsida; Fabales; Fabaceae. The record is from RefSeq and is a predicted model, not a curated record. Gene Ontology annotation, biological process: branched-chain amino acid metabolic process.